CCAAUCAAGGCAUGACUCAGCGGAGGGACACUGCCAGCGCUGCCACCACCGACCGCUGCAAUAUGGCGUGAUGUUCGCAGCAACCGUCACAAUCUUACCGCAAUCGAGAACGUGCUGAUGACCCAAAUUCUUCUCCUGGUACGCGAAUCAAUCUGGCAUCAUUCGGGGCUCUCUUGUUGGAUGCAAGACGUCUAGGAGCCCAGUCGUUGCCAGAAGCAAGAAAAGACCCGCAAAGUGGAGAUUCAUCUCGACUCUGGAGCCUGGCGGGCAUGGUCAAGAGUUUGAUAUUUCUUCGACAUUGGCCUGCUUAACAGUCACCAAAAGCGCGAGCAUGAAACCUAUAUGUUUGGGACAACGGUGAGUGGAGGGGUGAGCAAAAGGACUCCUGGCUUUGACAUACCUGAGGUGCCGUCCGAGGAAAGUCAUCGAGGCCGAUACGUGGCGAGGGAAUGGCUAAACCAUCGUCUACUAAUCACAGUGUUACAUUUCAAGCAGAACCCCGAGAGAAUGAUUUGCGUCUUGUGAAUUUUGAUACUGAGACUUUUGCAAUGGGCCAAGAGCCUCGAUGAAAUCCUCUUUCAAGGUGGUGACUUGAUUCCGCCAACGCUUGGACCCCAGAAUAUAACGAAUUCCAUUCUUGCAGCAUUCCUAAGGAUUCUAGCCCUCUUCACAAGGUUUCCGGGGCUUUUGCAAAAUGUUGUUUACUUUCCUCAUGUGGCCUACAUUUUGCUUCCAUCUCUGUCCUCCCUUGGACGAACCUCGAGCAUUCACAAUGUCUACCAAGAUCAACCAUGUCCCUAACAAACUCUCCUGACUGCUUGACCCAAGUAGAAGACAAAGCCUUCAAGAUGUUGUUUCCAGGUGUCUCUGACGAAGGCAGUUCCUUUGAUGACUUCUUCAACGAGGAGAUGUACAGGCUGGACGGCAGCGAUGAAGGAAAUAAAGCCCAUCCGGACCAGUUCGAAGCUCUUUUCGCCGAUGCCUUCAACCAAGACGAAUACAGACUUCCGUCUCUCGAUAUCUCAGCCAAGAUUGAGCAUUCGCCUCCUCAGCCAUGGCGCAAGGGUGUGUGGUGUCUGAAGCAAAGACAACAACCUCCUAGGCUUGCGGUGGAGAAAACACGCAGGCCAGAGACAAAGCGGACAGAGCAAAUCCAAACAAUGAAUGCCCUCAACCACAGCUUUCAUCAUGCGCAAGAGCCACUAGAGAUCACUUCACCCAGCCGAACAAAGAGGUUCGUCACCUCGCCCGCUGCUGGGGGAUUUGAUCCCACGACGUACGUCCGGCCUCCCUUCUCUCGCGAAACCACCCUAUCACCGAGCCCCAUGUAUGCACAACUCCCCAUAUCGCCGCGCGCCGGCCAGAGCGACACGAGCACCUGGCAGCAAGACUUUCAGAAUUUCCACCUGCGCAUGCCAUACGAACGCCCGUUGCAGCCGCGUCCCGUCUCAAACAAGCAGACUGAACAAGGCCGUCUAGCUCGCGACAUGAAUGCAGCUAUAAUGACCCAGAAUCAGGCCGUAUCCAGCCAAGGUCAUGGGUAUCUUGACCAGUACAGGAGCUCGGCCCGCCCCGAGACCAAUGCCAUUGAUCCUGCGCUGCUCAGUCCACAGUUUGAGAGGUCUCAAGACGACCAGCACGCGUACGGAGGUAAUUCGUUCUUUUUGCCCAAUCGACAUGGCAUGCAUGGGCCAAACUCGAUGCCCUCUCCGAUUAGCACCAGCCUGCCGUCAUCAGGGAGCUCAACCCAUUCGCAGACCGCCAGAACACAUACCUCAAAUACUAACCUCAGCAUGCACUCAAAAGCUGUCUUUUCGCCCCCCACAGCGACUGCUCAUCCCCCUCUACCGACACUGGCACCAGAGGAGUCUUAUCCGGCAUUGGCUGCUCCCACGCCGAAACGCGUGCCUCAUCCGAUUUUGCAUCAGCCGAGUGACAACUCAUUGACGGGACUGGGAAUCCACUAUCCAGAGCUGGAGCAGAUGAGCCAAGCCGUGCUCUAUGAGCCACAGGCGUACCUCCCGCAAGCACCUGCUCCCAUUGGUGUGGCAUUGCCUUACCCGCCUGCGACAACGGCACCCAAUCCCAUGUACGCUUAUCCACCUCUUCCACCACCUCCAUCCCACGUCUUCCCGGACCUCUCUCCCUUCACCACUCCUCGAAAACAACGACGGUCACCUUCCCGAUCUCCGACGCCGUCAGUGUCGCCUACCAACGUCAGUCCCCGACGCAACCCUGCGCGAUCACCGACCCGCAGCGUCACCGACUACAGCCAGAGUCGACGGAAAUCGAUCCACAAGUCAGGGCCUAUCAAGGACAGUGCCGCACAAGACCCUGUCCCAGCGCCACGGACGAGAUCAUCAUCUCGACCGCCACGAACCCCAAAGGCCCCCAAGACACCUACCGGCGGAGGGGCGGUGAUUGACUUUGUCAACUUCACGCCCAAGGAUUCUGCCAAAUUAUUGAGUGAUGUAGCACCAAGCGGAAGUUCCAAGACCAGGGCUCGAAGAGAGCAGGAAGCGAGAGAUAAGAGGAAGAAGCUAAGUGAGGCGGCAUUGAAGGCUGUCCGAGUUGCGGGGGGAGAUGUGGCCGCGUUUGAGAGGGCGAUCUUCACGUAAUUGAUGCAAGGGGUGUUUGAAAAUCACAGUCACGGUCAGUGGUUCGGGGGAGAAACUGGAGGAUGUGCUUUUCCAAAGCGGAUAUGUCGACCGCCUGUUUAGCGUUGACUCCUUUGAUUUUGUGCUACCUACAAAGAGAUCUAGGGGAACGAGGACUGCUGAUCCAUUGCGCCGGUAAUGGUACGGGUUUGCUGUAACACUUGAUAGGUUGUUGAUGGCUUUUUGCAGGGUGAUACAAGGGAGGCUAAUGAACC
Messenger RNA from Cladophialophora immunda, 2872 nucleotides. RefSeq lists its product as uncharacterized. NCBI's taxonomy places the organism in Eukaryota, Fungi, Ascomycota, Eurotiomycetes, Chaetothyriales, Herpotrichiellaceae. Bases 792 to 2618 code for a protein of 608 amino acids. The record is from RefSeq and is a predicted model, not a curated record. The transcript has a single exon.